AUGAAUACAGCACCAUUAAUCCCACCACGUGUACAAUCACCGUCAUUUAUUCGUAAAAGAAAUUUACCGACUCCUCCUCCUUCUUUUGCUGAUGUCAACGAUUCUUCAUCAUGUUCUUCUUCUUCUUCUUCUUCUGCCUAUUCGACAACUACAACUACUAGCAGCACAACGCUUAGUGACAAUAAUAAUACAGUAGCAUCGUGUGAUUUAUUAAACAUAAUAACUGAUGCUCGCUUUCGUCCAGUAUUUCAAGCUAUUGAUGAAAUAAAACGACGUAAAUGUCGACCAGACCUUGAACGUAUACUUAAAUAUGUUGGAAAACGAUAUAUAAGCAAUAAUAUUUCGUCUCAACGUGAUGAAAUACUUGCAAUACUUGAUGAUUUACUUAAAUUUGGUCUUAUUACAAAAGUAUUUCAUAAAGGUGGCUUUACUAUACGAAUUAAAAAUGAAAAAUAUGCUAAACUAAUUGAAAAAAUGAAUAUAUGCUAUAGUCAAAAAACACCCACAGCAACGCCAAUGAGUCCACAUGAGGCAAUGGCUGCUGCUGCAGCUGCUGGUACCAUUAAUUUAAAUGAUCAACAAUGGUCAAUAACAAAACAAUAUUUAUUAAAUUCAAAUGAAAUGAAUAAUAAUGAUCAUCAUCGUCAUACACGUGAAACACCAUCACCUGAAUUUGCUGUAUUUAAAAUGGAAGCAUCAUCACCUGUAUAUUCAUCAAUUGAUCAAAAUAAUAAUUCGGGAAAAUUUCCCAUGAUAAAAGAAAAUACUCUUACAAAUGGAUCUAUUGUUAUACCAUCAACAUCUUCAACUACAAAAUCAAACCAUAAACGAAGUCGAAAUGAAACAAUACCACCAACUGCAAGUAAAAAGCCAUGUCUAAUUAAAACGUCUGAUUCAAUUCUUUCAUCUUCUCCUACUAUUCUUCCUAUUGUUAAUAAUCCUGAUGAACAUUUAUUUCGUAAACCAUCAAUAACAAAUAAUAAUUUACCACCGAUAACAAUUGAACAAUUACUUGGAUUGCGUGGUGAUAUACCUGAUGUUCAUAAUUGGUCAACAAAUGAAUUAAAUGAAUUUUUUCAUCAACAAGGAUAUGAAUAUGCGUCAAUUGUAUUAAAUAAACAUCAUAUUAAUGGAAAUAAAUUAUAUGGACUUAAACGAGAACAAGUAUUUCGAAUGUCAACACUUAAAAUUGGUAAAGCACUUAAACUAUGGAAUGUUAUUGAACAGAUACAACAAAAAUCAUUAUCUUAA
Molecule: messenger RNA, 1251 nt
Organism: Rotaria sp. Silwood2
Lineage: Eukaryota; Metazoa; Rotifera; Eurotatoria; Philodinida; Philodinidae
Source: the annotation of a GenBank genome assembly